UCCUGGUUCGUCGGCUCCUCCGAGUGCCUUCCGGGUCUUGAGACUGCCCAAGUUGUGCAACUGAGAUACUCAAUGGAGGAUCUACCAGAGCCACUGCUUGGAGAGAUCGUCAAGAGGGUUACCAAGACAAGUGAUCUGAAUUCUCUUUCCCUCGUGUCGAAGCAGCUCUGCACCGUUGAGGCAGAGCAUAGGGAUGCUAUCCGUGUUGGCUGUGGACUCAACCCUUCUACAAAAGCCUUGGUAUCGUUGUUCUCCCGGUUCCCCAAUUUGGCGAAAGUAGAGAUAAACUAUUCUGGAUGGUGGCCCAGUAACGGGAACCAGUUGAACAACCAAGGCCUCUGUGUUCUGUCAUCUCACUGCCCCUCACUGUCCGAUCUUUCUUUAAGCUUCUGCUCUUACAUUGGUGACUCUGGUCUUGGUUAUCUAGCUGAUUGCAAAAAAUUGAGGUCGCUCAGGCUGAACUGUGCACCAGCAGUAACUUCUACUGGCAUUUUUCACGUGGCGGUUGGUUGCAGGCAUCUUUCUGUUCUUCACCUUGUUGACUGUACGACAGUAGACAGCAGGGAUUGGCUGGAGUACCUUGGGAGAUAUGGAUCAUUGGGAGAACUUGUUGUAAAGGAUUGCAGUGGAAUCAGCCAGUAUGACCUCUUAAAGUUUGGCCCAGGCUGGGAGAAUCUCCAAAAAUUUGAGUUUGAGAUUAAUGGAAACUACUGGAUGUCAGGGGCCUCUGACCCCUCCUACGUGUCUGGCUACCCAUAUAGGUAUGACAUCUGCUAUGAUAGCUUGAAGGAUCUUAGGUUAGCUCAUAUUAUAACCGAGCCAGAAACUGGACUUCGUUUUCUCCUGGGGAAGUGCAAAGCAUUGGAGACGCUUUAUCUAGAGUAUGUGAUUGGUCUAAAAGAGAAUGAGAUGAUUGCGCUAUUCCAGAGGUGCAGCAACCUUAAAACCAUCUCACUUCGGUUCAUGCCUCUGCGGUGUGAAGAUUAUUGGUUUAGGACGCCAUUGACUGAUGUUAGCCUUAAGGCUCUAGCUCUCAGCUGCCCUAUGCUUCAGGUUGUAGAGCUCACAUUCACACUUUGCGAACCCAUGUAUCCAACAGAAAUAGGUUUCACACAAGAGGGUAUUGUGUCGCUCGUCCAAUCUUGUCCAGUUCGCACUCUUUUGCUAAAUGGUGCCAGCAUUUUGUAUGACGAGGGGUUGAAGUGCCUCUCAUCCUCACAGUUCCUGGAGAAUCUUGAGCUCGUGGAUUGCAGGUCUAUAACCGAUGCUGGUAUGAACUUCAUUACACUGGCUCCUUGCUUGAGCAAUCUCACCCUCCGCAAAUGCAAGAAAGUGACAGAUAAUGGAAUGGCUGAGCUGGCACGUUCACAGAAGUUGGAGUCACUAACCGUUAUAGGCUGCUGUCAGAUCUCUCAGGAGGGUGUGCAAGGGGCUGCCAAAUCAGUUCACUACUCUGCAGAGACUGAAAGCCACGACAGUCUAAAAGGAAUGAACAUGGACAGGGACAUGAACAGGAAAAGACGCCGGUCGCCCUGAAUCCAAUCUUUGGCUAUUAAUUUGUGUUUGCUAUAUAUCAGCAGAAGCUUGAAAACACAAAACUAUGAAAGUAAAUUCGGUGGACAGGUCCACCUGCCAUUUCCAUGCAAUAAGUUUUAAUUGGCUUUGUUGGAUGUUCUAGACUUGUUUCGGUAAUGCGAGCUCUGUUUUAGGAAUUUGCCAGAAUUCUUGUGUAUGUUAUGACAGUAGCUUCGAUUUGUAAUCUCUUUUUGCAUUGCUCAUAUCUGUAAGGUCUACUUCCUUUGACUGAGUGCUCCAAACAUCAACCUAUUAUUCUUAUACCUUUUGCC
Molecule: messenger RNA, 1847 nt
Organism: Triticum dicoccoides
Lineage: Eukaryota; Viridiplantae; Streptophyta; Magnoliopsida; Poales; Poaceae
Product: F-box/LRR-repeat protein 14-like
Exons: 2
Coding region: 73-1536 (487 amino acids)
Biological process (GO): SCF-dependent proteasomal ubiquitin-dependent protein catabolic process
Cellular component (GO): SCF ubiquitin ligase complex
Molecular function (GO): protein binding
Source: RefSeq, a predicted model, not a curated record